AUGUCAGCGGGAAUAGGUGGAGAGGAGGAACCAAAAGUGCAUGAGGUGUAUGAAUAUGAAGUCCAAAUUGUCCAAAGAUUAUUAUUAAAUGGUGAGGAUAUUAUUGAUAAAAUGGAAGAGGAAGGUACAAGGAGCUGGCAGAUAUGGGAG
Paraglomus occultum is the source of this 150-nucleotide messenger RNA. Lineage: Eukaryota; Fungi; Glomeromycota; Glomeromycetes; Paraglomerales; Paraglomeraceae. The record is from the annotation of a GenBank genome assembly.